Molecule: messenger RNA, 978 nt
Organism: Dovyalis caffra
Lineage: Eukaryota; Viridiplantae; Streptophyta; Magnoliopsida; Malpighiales; Salicaceae
Source: the annotation of a GenBank genome assembly
AUGGGACUGAGUCAAUGCUCUGCUGCUGCUCUUUCUCAAUUGGAGUGUGCGGCAAUGGAGGGGAAUUCUGGUGGAGGUGGAGGUGGAGGUGGAGGUGGAGGAGUCGGAGGUGGAGGUGGUGGCAGUGGAGGAGGAGGAGGCGGGGGAGGAGGGAAUGACGUAGAACUCAUGUGCAAGACUCUACAAGUGGAACACAAGCUUUUCUAUUUCGAUCUAAAAGAGAAUCCUCGGGGUCGUUACUUGAAGAUAUCAGAGAAGACUUCAGCCACCAGGUCCACCAUCAUCGUCCCCUUCUCCGGGAUUUCUUGGUUCUUGGAUCUCUUCAAUUACUAUGUUAAUAAUUCUGCUGAUGAUCAGGACCUCUUCAGCAAGGAAUUGCAGCUCGACACCAAGGUUUUCUACUUUGACAUUGGCGAAAACAGAAGGGGCCGGUUCUUGAAGGUGUCUGAAGCUUCUGUCAGUAGAAACCGAAGUACUAUUAUUGUUCCUGCUGGAAGUUCACGGGAUGAAGGGUGGGCAGCCUUCAGGAACAUUUUGGCUGAGAUCAAUGAAGCGUCAAGACUUUUUAUGCUGCCCAAUCAGCAAAGUGCUGAAACUUCCGAGCGCCUUGUUGGACUUUCUGAUGAUGUAGGCGCUGGCUUCAUAUCUGGGCACAGUAGCCAACCUGCGCCUACUUCUGAACUGAAUGUAGACAGGUCAGUUGAACUGCCCCCACAGGAUGAAAUAGGUAAUCCGGGGGUUUCAAAGGUAAUCAGAGCUGAUCAGAAAAGAUUCUUCUUCGAUCUGGGUAGCAACAACAGAGGUCAUUUUCUGAGGAUUUCUGAGGUUGCAGGUAAUGAUAGGUCCUCCAUAAUUCUCCCACUUUCUGGGCUGAAGCAGUUUCAUGAGAUUGUGGGUCAUUUUGUGGAGAUAACCAAAGACCGAAUUGAAGGAAUGACGGGAGCUAAUGUUCGGACUGUAGAUCCCCCUCAAAGAUGA